Molecule: messenger RNA, 2306 nt
Organism: Ficedula albicollis (Collared flycatcher)
Lineage: Eukaryota; Metazoa; Chordata; Aves; Passeriformes; Muscicapidae
Product: aromatase
Exons: 10
Coding region: 250-1779 (509 amino acids)
Molecular function (GO): oxidoreductase activity, acting on paired donors, with incorporation or reduction of molecular oxygen; heme binding; monooxygenase activity
Source: RefSeq, a predicted model, not a curated record
GUUAAAAUUACAAAAUUUCCUUUUCAAAGCAACAGCCCGUGAUCUAUAACAAUAAACAAACUUCCAUCUCCAAGCAACUGAUCUCUUAGCAACAAGAAGCACCUGCAUAAAAGAUGCUACAGAGAGUGAUCACCAGAAAUCCUAUCCAGACCUUUAAGAGGAGCACAUCAGCAGCCAGGACAGCACUCUCCACCGGCAGAAAUCCAGAAGUAACAAGAAGACACAGCAAAGCAGAGCCUCUUGGAAGAGAUGCUCCUGGAAACCCUGAACCCGAUGCACUACAACAUCACCAGCCUGGUGCCAGACACGAUGCCCGUGGCCACAGUGCCCAUACUCAUCCUCAUGUGCUUUCUCUUUCUAAUAUGGACUCAUGAAGAGACUUCAUCAAUACCAGGGCCAGGAUACUGCAUGGGAAUCGGUCCCCUCCUCUCACAUGGGAGAUUUCUCUGGAUGGGAGUAGGGAAUGCCUGCAACUACUACAAUAAGACAUACGGAGAAUUUGUGAGAGUUUGGAUCAGCGGUGAAGAAACAUUUAUAAUUAGCAAAUCUUCAAGUGUGUUCCACGUAAUGAAGCACUGGCAUUACGUGUCUCGAUUUGGGAGUAAGCUUGGAUUACAGUGCAUUGGCAUGUACGAGAAUGGGAUCAUAUUUAACAACAACCCAGCACACUGGAAAGAAAUUCGACCUUUUUUCACCAAAGCUCUGUCUGGCCCCGGGCUGGUGCGGAUGAUCGCGAUCUGCGUGGAGUCAACCAUCGAGCACCUGGACAAGCUGCAGGAGGUGACAACAGAGCUGGGGAACAUCAACGUGCUGAACCUCAUGAGGAGGAUCAUGCUGGACACAUCCAACAAGCUCUUCCUCGGGGUCCCUCUGGAUGAAAAUGCCAUUGUGCUUAAGAUCCAAAACUACUUUGAUGCCUGGCAAGCACUUUUAUUAAAACCUGACAUAUUUUUUAAGAUUUCUUGGCUGUGCAAGAAAUACAAAGAUGCAGUGAAGGAUCUUAAAGGAGCAAUGGAAAUCUUAAUAGAACAGAAACGACAAAAACUUUCCACUGUCGAAAAGUUGGAUGAACACAUGGAUUUUGCAUCCCAGUUGAUUUUUGCACAGAACAGAGGGGAUCUGACUGCUGAGAAUGUGAACCAGUGUGUGCUGGAGAUGAUGAUUGCUGCUCCUGACACUCUGUCUGUGACCCUCUUCUUUAUGCUUAUCCUGAUUGCAGAGCACCCCACAGUGGAAGAGGAGAUGAUGAGAGAAAUUGAGAGUGUUGUGGGCGACAGAGACAUACAAAGUGAAGACAUGCCAAACUUAAAAAUUGUGGAGAAUUUCAUUUAUGAGAGCAUGAGAUACCAGCCAGUAGUGGACCUGAUCAUGCGGAAGGCGCUGCAGGACGAUGUCAUUGAUGGCUACCCUGUCAAAAAGGGCACAAACAUCAUCCUCAAUAUCGGACGCAUGCAUAAACUCGAAUUCUUCCCCAAGCCAAACGAGUUUUCUCUUGAAAAUUUUGAGAAAAACGUUCCUUCGCGCUAUUUCCAACCCUUUGGGUUCGGCCCCCGGAGCUGUGUGGGGAAGUUUAUUGCCAUGGUCAUGAUGAAGGCAAUCCUAGUGACUCUCCUGAGGAGGUGCAGAGUACACACAAUGAAAGGAAGAGGCCUGAACAACAUCCAGAAAAACAAUGACUUAUCCAUGCACCCCAUAGAAAGGCAGCCUCUGCUGGAGAUGGUUUUUACACCCAGGAGAAACGCCAGCGAGGAUCAGGGUGAUGGGAUGGAUCAGCACUAAGGUCACAGGGCUUUCUCGAACACUAAGAAAUAUUCACCAUUCUUAGUUAGAUGUACAAAAUGUUUUGUUGCCCCUAAAUGACGUCAGGUGAUAACUUGUUCUGCCUGUACAGCAGAACCACAAUUGGAAAGACUAAAAGUAUAGAAUAGUUUUGCCAUGCUAUACAAUUCCUGAUUACUUUCUAAAACCAUAGAGUUCAGACAAAAUUAUGCCUUCCCUUUCAAACACUGCCAGUUCAGAGGGUUGAGGGUCAACAAAUGAACAUACCUGAUGUGUGUUUAAUUCCAGGACUACACGAGUCCCUUUUCCCCCACCUCCCUGAAGCAGGACCGAGCAGUAUUUGACUACAACAAAAGCUCUAAUUAUCUGCUUUCAAAACAGCUAGGUAGUUCAAGACUAAGAAACAACUUAAAAUAUUUAAAACAGCUGUAAUUUGUAAAGAAAUGUUUGAACAAGAACUCAUUCAAACAUUUUUCUUUACCAUAUUUUGCUGUCCGAUUAAACAGAUACCAAAGAUUUACAGUGUC